Procambarus clarkii (red swamp crayfish) is the source of this 954-nucleotide messenger RNA. Its product is annotated as probable GH family 25 lysozyme 3. NCBI's taxonomy places the organism in Eukaryota, Metazoa, Arthropoda, Malacostraca, Decapoda, Cambaridae. The record is from RefSeq and is a predicted model, not a curated record.
AUGGAAUGUGUGCGCUUACGAAGCCUAAACUUUACCCAUUGUCAGGCAACACCAGAGGCUCCUCUCAGGGAAGCAGCAACACCCGGGGGCUCCUCUCAGGGAAGCAGCAACACCCGGGGGCUCCUCUCAGGGAAGCAGCAACACCCAGACUCCUCUCAGGGAAGCAGCAACACCCGGGGGCUCCUCUCAGGGAAGCAGCAACACCCGGGGGCUCCUCUCAGGGAAGCAGCAACACCCGGGGGCUCCUCUCAGGGAAGCAGCAACACCCAGACUCCUCUCAGGAAAGCAGCAACACCCGGGGGCUCCUCUCAGGGAAGCAGCAACACCCGGGGGCUCCUCUCAGGGAAGCAGCAACACCCGGGGGCUCCUCUCAGGGAAGCAGCAACACCCAGACUCCUCUCAGGAAAGCAGCAACACCCGGGGGCUCCUCUCAGGGAAGCAGCAACACCCGGGGGCUCCUCUCAGGGAAGCAGCAACACCCGGGGGCUCCUCUCAGGGAAGCAGCAACACCCAGACUCCUCUCAGGAAAGCAGCAACACCCGGGGGCUCCUCUCAGGGAAGCAGCAACACCAGAGGCUCCUCUCAGGGAAGCAGCAACACCAGAGGCUCCUCUCAGGGAAGCAGCAACACCCAGACUCCUCUCGGGGAAGCAGCAACACCAGAGGCUCCUCUCAGGGAAGCAGCAACACCCGGGGGCUCCUCUCAGGGAAGCAGCAACACCCGAGCUCCUCUCAGGGAAGCAGCAACACCCAGACUCCUCACAGGGAAGCAGCAACACCCAGACCCCUCACAGGGAAGCAGCAACACCCAGACUUCUCUCAGGGAAGCAACCGAAGGCAACAUGAAAAGAUUCCCAAACACAAAGCCCGGGCUUGGAACGGUCUCUUGUGGAGGUAUGGAUAUGGCGCUGAGGUUGGGGCUGGGGCUAGGAGGAGGAGGAGGAAGGGUAGUUAG